UUAAAGUUGUCAUUGUCAAUUGUCACGUUCUUUAUUUCAAAGUCAAACUUUAAUCUGUUUAUAUUUAACACGUGCUUUCAAUUGAAAUAAGUUAUUAAAGUACGAAAAAGAUAUUUAGAAUGGCUAAAAUAAAAGUUAAAAAAAUUAAGAAACAGGAUAAUCAUGUAAAAGAUAGCUGUAAAGAAGAAAAUGUAGUUGCGCUACCGCCCGUUCGUAUGUCUGACGACCCUGCACCUAAACAGGUAAAAUGGAUCAACAGGCAAAGAGUACUGGUUUUUGCUGCACGCGGUAUUAAUCAUCGUCAUCGGCAUUUAAUGGAGGAUUUAAAAAGAAUUAUGCCCCAUCAUAAAAGCGAAUCCAAAAUGGAAAGGAGUAAAAAUUUAUAUGUCGUAAAUGAAAUUAGCGAAAUGAAAAAUUGCAAUAAAUGUAUACUCUUUGAAGGAAGGAAAAUGAGAGACUUGUAUAUUUGGCUUUCUAAUAUUCCUAACGGACCCAGCGCCAAGUUUUUGGUUGAAAAUAUUUACACAAUGGGUGAAUUAAAAAUGACUGGAAACUGUUUGAGAGGCUCUAGGCCUUUGUUAUCUUUUGAUCCGCAAUUUACUAAGUAUCCUCAUUAUAGCCUUUUAAAGGAAUUACUUACCCAAAUAUUUGGAGUUCCAAAACACCACCCUAAGAGCCAACCGUUCUUUGACCAUGUGUAUACAUUCAUGAUUUUGGACAAUAGGAUUUGGUUCAGAAAUUAUCAAAUAUUGUCUGAAGAUGGAGGUUUAGCUGAAAUUGGACCCAGAUUUGUGUUAAACCCUGUGAAAAUAUUCUCGGGAUCAUUUGGUGGAGCAACAUUAUGGGAGAAUGCUAAAUAUAUAAGUCCAGCAAAGCUGAGGCAAGCAUAUAAUAAGAAGGCUGCGAAUAAAUAUGAAAGAAGAAUUGAGAAGAAAGUGAUGAACGAAGCCACUAGACCAGAGACUGGUUAUCCUGAUAUAGAAGGCUCGGAUUUCUUUAAAGGUGAUCCCCUAAAGAAAGCUGAAGAUGUUCUAUUAGAAGAAGAGAUUAAGCAAGAAAAAGAUUCAACAGCUAAUGAAGGUGAAAAUGAAAUUCAAACUAAUCCAAAAGCAUUCAGUAUGAAACUAACUAAAAGUAGACCUGAUAAAACAAUAAGACGCAAGCAACUUAAAGCAAAAAGUAAGGCAAUAUCAGAUCAAAUAAAGAAAAGGAAGAAAGUAAUUAAGAAAAAAAUUUUGAAAAAAUGAUUUGGAACAAUAAAAGUCAUCAUAUUAUCA
Melitaea cinxia (Glanville fritillary) is the source of this 1277-nucleotide messenger RNA. Its product is annotated as ribosome biogenesis protein BRX1 homolog. The transcript is spliced from 5 exons. Bases 120 to 1247 code for a protein of 375 amino acids. Gene Ontology annotation, molecular function: rRNA binding. Gene Ontology annotation, cellular component: nucleolus. The record is from RefSeq and is a predicted model, not a curated record. Gene Ontology annotation, biological process: rRNA processing; ribosomal large subunit assembly. NCBI's taxonomy places the organism in Eukaryota, Metazoa, Arthropoda, Insecta, Lepidoptera, Nymphalidae.